Molecule: messenger RNA, 549 nt
Organism: Oppiella nova
Lineage: Eukaryota; Metazoa; Arthropoda; Arachnida; Sarcoptiformes; Oppiidae
Source: the annotation of a GenBank genome assembly
AUGAGUGAUCUCAAAAUCAAUAUCAAAGACAAAGACAUGGAUCACUUGUGGAACAACUGUUCUCUCACUCAUAUAUACGAGGCGUCGGUAUUCCUGAAGACAACGCUGAAUGACGUGCGAUACCAAUGGGCGCUCCAGUUUGUGGCGGACAUCGAGUCAGAGCCGCCCUCACCCCUCAGCGCCUACAUCUGUGUUCACAUAAUUGUAGGACAACUGGAAUUCCAUCGCAACUACUUAUCGGCCGUUCAUAUAGUGUUUAUGUAUUACUGGGAUGUGGUCCGCAAAGACAAUAUAAUAAACAAAGUAUUACUCGAUUUGAGUAAUAGUUUCCAAAUAGAGAACACAUUUAUCAGAGAAACCAUUAUUAGAGCCGAAAUGUGUUUAAAGCGAAUCGAGAAAGAGAUGACAACUAUAGCCACGACUAUCAACACCGCGAAUGUCAUAAGCAAUACAAUUGGAGACAAGAGUUCCCAAGUUGUGGCGGUCGAAGACAAUCACCCAUUAAUAUCAAUACCAAUGAAGUCGUCAAAGAUGCAUCACUUGAACUAA